GGCCACAGUCCACUCUAACGAGCAACGUUUCACCUUUACACUGCGAGUUGUGUAGACACACAGGUCUUUUCAUCCACUGCCUCUCAGCAGGUAGCACACGCAACCAUGACGGUCAAAGAGAAGAGCGACGAUGAGAGACCAAAGAAGAGCGUGGAAUGCUGUGGUUAUCCAGUCAGUAUAUUUUUCAUCGUUGUCAACGAGUUUUGUGAGAGGUUCUCCUACUAUGGGAUGCGUGCGGUGCUGGUGCUGUACUUCAGGUACUUCCUGCGUUGGGAUGAUGACCUCGCCACCUCCAUCUAUCACGCUUUUGUGGCCCUGUGCUACUUGACUCCCAUACUAGGCGCCAUUGUGGCUGACUCAUGGCUUGGAAAGUUUAAAACCAUCAUCUACCUGUCCAUUGUGUAUGCCAUCGGCCAGAUCGUCAUGGCAGUCAGUGCUAUUCAAGACAUCACCGACACAAACAGAGAUGGCACAUCAAACAAUAUGACUGUGCAUGUUGCCUUGGCAAUGAUAGGGCUGGUCCUCAUCGCUCUUGGUACAGGUGGCAUCAAACCCUGUGUGUCUGCGUUUGGAGGAGAUCAGUUUAAGGACCACCAGAUGAGGCAGAGAAGUACGUUCUUCUCUGUGUUCUACCUGUGUAUUAAUGCUGGCAGUCUCCUCUCCACUCUCAUCACCCCCAUACUCCGAGGUCAGGAGUGUGGUAUUUACAGUACACAGAAAUGCUACCCGCUGGCUUUUGGUGUUCCUGCAGCCCUCAUGGUGGUCUCUCUGGUUGUGUUCAUUGCUGGCAGUGGUAUGUAUGUUAAAGCCGCACCCAAGGGCAACAUUAUGCUGGAUGUGUCUAAGUGCAUUGGGUUUGCUGUUAAGAACCGUUUCAAUCACAGGAGCAGUAAAUACCCAAAGAGAGAGCACUGGCUGGACUGGGCUGAUGAGAAAUAUGAUAAACUCCUCAUUGCUCAGAUUAAGAUGGUGCUCAAAGUGCUGUUCCUCUACAUCCCUCUCCCAAUGUUCUGGACUCUAUUUGACCAAAAGGGCUCCCGUUGGACCCUCCAAGCCACCACCAUGGAUGGGACCUUUGGAUCACUGGUUCUGCAGCCGGAUCAGAUGCAGACAGUGAACCCCAUUUUGAUUCUCACCCUGGUGCCCAUCAUGGACAGAAUAGUGUAUCCUCUCAUCAGAAAGUGUGGCUUCAAGUUCACCCCUUUGAAGAGAAUGACUGUUGGGAUGUUUUUGGCUGCCAUGGCUUUUGUGUCUGCAGCUCUGGUCCAGAUUCAGAUCGAUAAAACACUGCCAGUUUUCCCAUCCUCUACACAAACUCAGCUGAAGGUAGUGAACAUGGGAAGUGCUCAGCUCCAAGUCAACAUCCCCCCCGAUACAACUGUUCAGCUCGGAUCCCUGAAGGCCAGUAAGGACUACAUGACCUUUGACAGUCCAAACAUUACAGUUUCGUUGAACACAAAUCCUGUGAUCAAUAAAGCCUUCACCCUGAGUUUGGGACAGCGUCAUACCCUCAUUAUCCCCUCUGAUCCUAAUGCCAUGUAUCUGACAGAAGAUUUAACCGCCAAACCAGAGCAAGGCAAUAAUGCAGUCAGAUUUGUAAAUGGUAUGAGUACAGCAUUGAAUGUUUCAAACAUUGCACUCAUCGAACCAUCAGCUGUUUCAAACAACACACUGGUUUCACAGGGGUCUCGGAAGUUUACCAUCACUGACGGUAUGAAUUCGUGUCAGUUCUCAACACAGUUUGGAUUUGGAGGAGCGUACACCUUCCUUAUCCCCAGCACACUGAUCUGGAAUGAAAAUUGUGGUAAUGUAGUGACAGUGGAAGAUAUUCAGCCCAAUACUGUGCACAUGGCCCUUCAGAUCCCUCAGUAUUUCCUCAUCACUGCAGGAGAAGUGGUGUUCUCUGUCACCGGCCUGGAAUUCUCAUACUCACAGGCCCCCAGCAACAUGAAGGCAGUACUGCAGGCCGGCUGGCUCUUAACUGUGGCUGUGGGAAACAUCAUUGUGCUGAUUGUGGCCGAGCUGGCAAAGCUACCAGACAAGUGGGCAGAGUAUGUGCUGUUUGCUUCUCUGUUAGUGGCAGUGUGUAUAAUCUUUUCAAUAAUGGCUUAUUUCUACACCUACAUCGACCCUGCUGCGAUUGAGGCCAAGUUCAAGCAAAACAAUGAGCAGGAACCAGAUGAGAAAGAAGCAAAAGAAAGUAACGCUUUAGAGAUGGAAACACAUAAGACAUUGCAAAGCCAAGAAAAUGAAAUCAAUUUGACUAAAAUCUGAUUAAACUAUGAUUUACUCCA
This is a messenger RNA of Ictalurus punctatus (channel catfish), 2294 nucleotides long. It is a transcript of the gene slc15a1a, whose product is annotated as solute carrier family 15 member 1a. Gene Ontology annotation, biological process: transmembrane transport; oligopeptide transport. The record is from RefSeq and is a predicted model, not a curated record. The transcript has 23 exons. Lineage: Eukaryota; Metazoa; Chordata; Actinopteri; Siluriformes; Ictaluridae. Gene Ontology annotation, molecular function: dipeptide transmembrane transporter activity. Bases 106 to 2274 code for a protein of 722 amino acids. Gene Ontology annotation, cellular component: membrane.